This is a messenger RNA of Anoplopoma fimbria (sablefish), 7406 nucleotides long. RefSeq names its product phosphatidylinositol-3,4,5-trisphosphate-dependent Rac exchange factor 1 (gene prex1). Bases 310 to 5247 code for a protein of 1645 amino acids. The transcript has 40 exons. The record is from RefSeq and is a predicted model, not a curated record. Lineage: Eukaryota; Metazoa; Chordata; Actinopteri; Perciformes; Anoplopomatidae. Gene Ontology annotation, biological process: intracellular signal transduction. Gene Ontology annotation, molecular function: guanyl-nucleotide exchange factor activity; protein binding.
UGCGGCCACACAGCCCGGCUCUCCGCUCGUGUUUUUGGGGUGGUGGGUGUGUGUGUGUGUGUGUGAAACUUUAUCUCCACUGUGCGUGUGCGUGUGUGCGUGUGCGUGUGUGUGCAUUGCGCAUUUUUUGUUGUUGUUGUGGGGGGGACACAACUUGCUGCUGCGGGGAUGGACUGAAGCAACACAAGUGGACAAAGUGUGGAUACUUUAAUAAUAACGAGGAGCGUGUUUCUGCAGAGAGAGAGAGAGACACAGAGAGACACAGAGAGAGAGAGAGAGAGCAGUGUCUCUGUGGGUUGAGAUCCCAUCAUGGAAGAGGACGACGGGCAUCACGAGAACGGCAUCCACGCCACCAGGGACUCGGACCGGCAGCAGCGGCUCCGGCUGUGCGUGCUGACGGAGGUCCUGAACACGGAGCGGGACUAUGUGCGGACUCUGCUCUUCCUCCAGUCGGCGUUUUUACAAAGAAUCCGACAGACUGCAGAUGACCAACAGUGCCUCUCACCCGAACAUGUCAAGAUUCUGUUUUCAAAUAUUGAGGACAUCCUGGAGUUGCACAAAGAGGUGCUGUCUGCAGUGGAGAACAGUCUGCAGCCCAAUCCCCAUCCUCAGCAUGCACUGGGACACGUGUUCCUGAAGUUUAAGAAGAGUUUCUCGGUGUACGGCGAGUACUGCAGUAACCACGAGAAGGCUCUGCGACUUCUCGUGGAGCUAAACAAAAUCUCCAACAUCAGGACCUUCCUGCUGCACUGCAUGCUACUUGGAGGGAAGAAAAGCACAGAUAUUCCCCUGGAGGGCUACCUUCUCUCCCCCAUUCAGAGGAUUUGCAAGUACCCUCUUCUGCUGAAGGAGCUGCUGAAGCGGACCCCGAAGAAGCACGCUGACUAUCCGGCAGUGGAAGAGGCUCUGCAGGCCAUGAAGGCCGUCUGCUCCAACAUCAACGAGACCAAGAGGCAGAUGGAGAAACUGGAGGCUCUGGAACAGCUGCAGUCGCACAUCGAGGGCUGGGAGGGAACCAACCUGACAGAUAUCUGCACGGAGUUGCUGCUUCAUGGAAAUCUCCUGAAAAUCUCAGCGGGCAAUAUCCAGGAACGUGUCUUCUUCCUGUUCGACAACCUUUUGGUUUACUGUAAGAGGAAGUCCAGGGUUUCUGGAAAGAAGUCCACCAAGAGGACCAAGUCCAUCAACGGGCCCCUCUAUGUGUUCAGAGGCCGAAUCAACACCGAGGUGAUGGAGGUGGAAAAUGUGGAGGAUGGAACAGCGGACUAUCACAGCAACAACUACACGGUGACGAACGGCUGGAAGAUCCACAACACGGCUAAAAACAAGUGGUUUGUCUGCAUGGCCAAACACGCAGAGGACAAGCAGAAGUGGCUGGAUGCCAUCUUGAGGGAACGGGAGCAGAGAGAAUGCCUCAAACUCGGGAUGGAGCGGGAUGCCUACGUGAUGAUAGCAGAGAAGGGGGAUAAGCUCUACCACAUGAUGAUGACCAAGAGUCGGCACCUCAUUAAGGAUCGACGCAGGAAGCUCAGCAUUGUGCCCAAGUGCUUCAUGGGAAAUGAGUUUGUGUCGUGGCUGAUGGAGAGCGGAGAGAUCAGUAAGCCUGACGAAGGGGUCAACCUGGGACAAGCCUUGCUGGAAAAUGGCAUCAUUCACCACGUGUCAGACAAGCACCAGUUCAAGAACGAGCAGGUGUUGUACCGAUUCCGCUACGAUGAUGGCACCUACAAGGCCCGCAGUGAGAUGGAGGACAUCAUGUCAAAGGGCGUCAGGCUGUACUGCCGCCUUCACAGCCUCCACACGCCUGUCAUCAAGGACAGAGACCACCAUCUGAAAACCUUCAAAUCUGUGGUGCCUGCCAGCAAACUGGUCGAAUGGCUACUCUUGCAGGGAGACUACUCGACCCGAGAGGACGCGGUGACGCUUGGCGUGGGGCUCUGCAACAAUGGCUUCAUGCACCACGUCUUGGAGAAGAGCGAGUUCAAAGACGAGUCCCAGUUCUUCCGUUUCUAUGCGGACGAGGAGAUGGAGGGAACCAGCACCAAGAGCAAGCAGCUCCAGCGCAAUGACUUCAAACUCAUCGAAAACAUCUUGGCCAAGUCCCUGGUGAUUCACCCUGAGGAAGAAGACUACGGCUUUGAGAUCGAGGAGAAAAACAAGGCCAUUGUGGUGAAAUCUGUCACCAGGGGCUCACAUGCUGAGAUGGCUGGCCUGCAGGUGGGCAGGAAGAUCUUCACCAUCAACGAGGACCUGCUGUUCCUCAGGCCCUUCUCCGAGGUGGAGACCAUGAUCAGCCAGUCCUUCUGCAUACGGCGCUCCCUGCGGCUGCUGGUCGCCACCAAGGCCAAAGAGAUUGUGAAGAUCCCUGACAACCCGGACAGCCUGUCCUUCAGACUCUGUGGCUCUGCCCCUCCUCAUGUCCACGCUGUCAGGAAAGGCUGGGAGGCAGCGGGGGCGGGUCUUCAGCCUGGCCAGGUCGUCCUGAAGGUCAACGGCAACAACGUCAACCGCAGCGACUACCAAGAGGCCCUUGAGCACUUCGCCGCGCAGCACACGCACCAGGAUCCUCCCAAAGCGUGUCAGUGGGUGUAUCGUGCAUUCGAAGAUGUGGAAGAGCUCCAAAGAGAAAGGGGUGCGGGCGAAAAGGUGGAGAGUCCUUUCAGUCCUUAUCCAGUGGAGAACGGUUCUGACCACGAGGAGGAGAACGGCACCAAUGGAACAGACCACCGGCUGUGCAGACUCUCCCUCUCCAAUGAGCUGCCGCUGGUCAGCAUGACGGUAGACAACGUCCACCUGGAGCACGGCGUCGUCUAUGAAUACGUCAGCACCGCCGGCAUCAAGAGCCACGUCCUGGAGAAGAUGGUGGAGCCCAAGGGCUGCUUCAGCCUCACUGCUAAGAUCCUGGAGGCAUUCUCUGGCGAUGACAGCCUCUUUGUUCGUAACUGCAGCCAGCUCAUCUCCCAGAGUGACCGAGUCGUUACCAUGCCUCAGUACGAGUUCAGACAAAUCUGUGACACCAAGCUGGAGAGUAUCCGACGGCGGAUCAGCAGCUAUCAGCAGUUCGCCCUGGAGCUGAGGAACAAAGCGUGGCCCUCCUUCAGGCAGGCCGGCGUACGCCCUCACCCGCUGGGCUGCAUGGACUUUGUUCCCACCAACUGCCACGUCAACUUCAUGCAGGUCUCCUACCCCAAGAGCACUACCACGGCUGGCAGGACAUUCAGCAUCCGUUUUGGGCGCAAGAACUCCCUGUAUGGCCUGGACCCUGACCAAGCACAACUGAACCCCAUGUCCCACACCCAGCACUGUGUGACCAGCAUGGGCGCUCCCUCCUGGAGCUGCUCCGGCAUGGACGGGGACGAGGCGGACGGCAGCGAGGAGGUGAGCGUGGAUGGAGGCGACGGGUCGAUGGACAGUCGGCGUGGCGGCCACGGGGAAGGCGGGUUGAGUUUCCUGCUCAAACAGGAAGACACGGAGACCCAGGACGCCUACAUUCACCUGUACAGCCGCCUGGACGUCGCUGUAAGGGAGAUGAGGCAGUAUGUCGCUCAGAUAGAUGUCCUCUUGUCGUCUAUCACCGAGCCCACGGAACUCCAAGGGGAGGGCGGGGAGCCUCCGACCUACGAGCCCAGCCAGCCGCCCUCUCUGGCCCCCUGCGAGGACGGCUGCGACCAGGACAAAGUUGAGCAAGGCGGCAUUAAAAGGGUCUGCUUCAAGGUGAACGAGGAUGACCAGGAGGACUCGGGCCACGACACGAUGAGCUACAGGGACUCCUACAGUGAAUGCAACAGCAACAGAGACUCAGUCCUGUCCUACACCAGUGUGCGAAGUAACAGCUCCUACCUGGGGAGCGACGAGAUGGGAUCAGGGGAUGAGCUGCCGUGUGACAUGAGGAUUUCCUCGGACAAGCAGGACAAGCUGCACGGCUGCCUCGAGCACCUUUUCAACCAGGUCGACUCCAUUAACAACCUACUCAGAGGAACUGUCAUGACCAAGGCCUGUGAGGAGACCAAGCACUUUUACUCUGACCACAGCCAACCAGAGUUCCGACAAACAGAAGAUUGGACGGUUCGUUGUCGCUACAUCAUCCACAAGAACAUCCAGGAGGACCCUUGGAACCUGCCCAACUCUAUCAAAACCCUGGUGGAGAGCCUGCAGCGAUUCGUGGACGAUGGAAAGAACCAGCUACUCCUGGCUCUGCUGAAGUGCACAGACACGUCUCUGCAGCUGCGACGGGAUGUGAUCUUCUGCCAGGCGGCGACGGGCGCCCUGUGCGCGCUGGCGGAGCAGCUGUUGGCGGCCCUGCGGUCGCGGUUCAACAACGCCGGCGAGUACCAGGAUGACGGCAAGGAGACCAGCCGCAAGUGGCUGGAGCAAAUAUCUGUCAUUGGCGUGCUGCUGCACUUCCAGUCCACGCUGGCGCCACACCUAAAAGAAGAGCGGACCAUGCUGGAGGACACCAAGGCAGCCCUGUUGGAUUUGGACAAAGUCACUGUGUUCUUCAGGCAACUGGAGGACGAGUGUCUAGUCACAAACACACCAGUGUGUUACCAGGUGGAGGGCAGUCGACAGGCGCUGAGGGUCACCCUGUACCUGGACAGCUGUCACUUCAGCGAGCUGCCCACCCGGCUGCAAAAUGGAGGCAGCCUCAAGCUGCAGACCGUCCUCUUCACCAGGGCACUGGAGCGUCCAGAGGGAGUUUCCCAGCAGGACUACUCGGCCAUGGAGGAGUUCCAGCAGCGCACCAACGCUGUCUCACUGGAGAAGGUCAAGGCCUACUACCGCAGACUCAGGGCUUUCUAUUUGGAGAAGUCCAACCUCCCUACGGACUCAAACACCACAGCAAUGAAGAUAGACCAGUUGCUGCGACCCCUCAACACGCUGGACGAUCUGUGUCGACUAAUGCAGUCCUACGUCAACGUGCGCCCGAGCACCCAGGGCCACCCGUCGGGUGUCAGCGUGCUGUGUGUGUCCUCGGAGCUGUGUAACCGCCUCGGAGCCUGCCACAUCACCAUGUGCGGCACAGGCAUGCAGAGAUGUACCCUGAAUGUGACACUGGAGCAGUCCAUGAUCUUAGCCAGGAACCACGGCCUCAUGCCGCGCUGCAUCAUGCAGACCAUGGAUAUAAUGCGCAAACAGGGAGCAAGAGUUGAGCUCUCUGCUAAAAAUCUCAAGGUAAUGGACCAGAUGCCUGCAUCCUUCCCAAGACUCUUCAAGCUGUGUUUGCCACCUUCAGAUGGAGAUUUCUAAGGAAACCGUCACUUCAGAGAAGCCAUCAGAGAAAGGGUGAAUGUGAAAUAGGAAGACAUGAUGAGAGAUGACAAUAACCGAAGUCUCGCCGCUUUCUUUUCCAAGAGACGUUCCCAAUGGAAAGACGGUUCCCCCCCUGCCACACUGCCCCGGUUACACAAGAUUCAUUCCAUCAUGGAUACCACUAAAGUUCUCAGUGCAAAGUACAGGCUAAACAAGACUGUACAAAUUACUAAUGACAGUUACUAGGGAGCACCUACAGUGAGACUGAUGCAGCCUGAAGCUCCAGGAAAGUCAUGUACUGUUAUACUGGGAAGCCACCCAGAUAGAAGUAUCAUCCCUGUGUCUGUUUGUCUACACAAGGCCGAUAACUGGUGCAAAAAUGUUCACAACAUAAGUGAAAGGGAGAGGCCAGUUUGAGGCCUCAUACAGAAUACACCAACAGUGAUUACGCUCCAAACUGAGCUGUAACUAUUAACUGGAUUAACCAAACUACCUAUAGCUGGCUGUCAUCCUAAAUGAAGAUGCUAUCCGUUUUGCCUUGGACUGCAACUCCAGAGAGCUGUCUCUGUCUCUCGGUUUGGGCUGGUGUUCCCCAGGGCUCAAUGUUUGGACCCCGAGUCAAGUAUUAUACUUGAAUACCCUUGUAUUCAUUUAUGUAGCUUAUGUAGCUUCAUGUGACUGAAUAGAUGCAGAAAAGGCUAGACAGAGAGAUGGAAGUAGGGAUCGAGGGACAGAUGAAAAGAGGGAUGAAAAAAUGGGGGGCGGGGGGGCUGCUUCUUUAGCCCUUUGCAUGUGGUUACUGUGCAAUUACUGUAGGUUUAGUGUGAGUACUGUAUUACUGCACUAUAUGAAGGAUAGUUAUUUAUUGUAUCCAGAAGGAGCAUUUUUUUAUCCCUUACUUCUACUAUAUCAGGUAUUAAAGAAUCUAAAAGCAUUCCAGCCUACGUAAUGAACAGUAUUUAAAGGACCAAUGGCAUGCCAUUUUUUUUCAAACGUAACUGCUUGUGUAUUUAAUUUAUAUGUUUGGAUUUUGAUCACGUCAGGAAGUGUUACGUUGAUCUUCAGGGAGAGCAACAGAGGGAAGAUGAACAGAAGCUAGCUAAUCAGAAUCAGGACAAAAGAAGCUAAAGCAAACAAUACCAGGCUGCUUGUCAAUAAGCAGCCAAGUCAACAGGUUGUUAAAUUAUUAAUAUAUUAAUUCAAAUGUACUAGUUGAAGGACUGCCUUCUGUUAACUAAGACAUUAUUUAGAUUUUUUAAAUUGGUUUUUACGCUGUCUUGGAACUGUUGUAUUCACUGUGGGAAUUAAAACAAGCACAAUAAUUGGUCCAUUCAAGUUGCAGUGUUAGCAAAACGUACUGUAAGCAGUUCUUCGAUGUCGCAAACAAAGGGAUCGUUUCAGGACUGAAACUCAGUAACAUUAUUUCACUGUAGAUUUUAAUUUCUUGUAUAUACAAUCUAUAACGACGUCAGAGGGGAAAAAAAGGAGAUAGGAUAUGUCUGAGUAAUGCUAUAACUUAAAUUGGAUUAUUUUUAUGAAGAUAGUAUAGUAUAUAAAACCUUUUGUAAUCCCGCCUGUGCGUUUGAAGAGAAGCGGUUUCUCUCUGCUGAGCGUAACCUCACUGACAACUCGUUGUUUUUGACUGUUAAAAAGAUUCGACGAACAUUUCAUGAAUCUCGUCUCGACAUGCUGCACUCAUUAGGCUGACCACUUGGUCCUUUUUAUUUAUUUAAAAGCAGUCUGGUUCCAAAUGAGCAUGCUCCAAUAGUCUCUACACAUCCCUCGGCAUUAGCAUGGCCUCUGUAAAUUUGCAUCCGUCUUAUGGCACAUAAGACUCAGCGGAUAUUUGCAUUAUCAUUCCCAUUAUAAAAUUCACUUCACAUUGUAUAAACUCCCAAUGUAGCAUUAGUUACCAUAAUCAGGUUAAAAGCAUGCGUCACCAGUUAAAACUGAUCUAAUGACUGCAGCAUGUUGGUGUAGCUGGGAAAAAAACAAAUAUGUCACUGAUUACACAUUUAUUUACAUUAUUCUAAUGUUUUUUUGUAUAUACCUUAUUUGCAAUUUUUAUGUUGCUUGAAAAUAACUGUACAAAGGAUCUUUGUUGAGUCUUUCUAAGAUUAUUGUAAAUUGCAAUCUUAACAAGCUAGUAAAUAAAA